AUGGCAAAAGAUACAACAAUUGAAAAUUGUCUUCGCUGGUACUUAAAAGCAACUGCAGAUAAAAAGCCAAAGAAGAAGAUUUGUUGUGCUUGCGCAAAGACGAAGAAACUGAGGGAUGAAUGCAUUGUGGAACAUGGCGAAUCUGCUUGUGAGAAAUGGAUUGAGGCUCAUCGUAUAUGCCUUCGAGCUGAAGGCUUCAACGUUUGAAAUUGGUUAAUUCUCCUAAAAAGAAGAAAGCUGAUAUAGUUAUGUAGAAUGUCCGGUUUGUGUUGGCAUUACGCAAAUUAAU
This is a messenger RNA of Nicotiana tabacum (common tobacco), 289 nucleotides long. The record is from RefSeq and is a predicted model, not a curated record. Lineage: Eukaryota; Viridiplantae; Streptophyta; Magnoliopsida; Solanales; Solanaceae.